Messenger RNA from Enhydra lutris kenyoni (northern sea otter), 2009 nucleotides. It is a transcript of the gene AMH, whose product is annotated as anti-Mullerian hormone. The record is from RefSeq and is a predicted model, not a curated record. Gene Ontology annotation, biological process: Mullerian duct regression; gonad development. Bases 250 to 1962 code for a protein of 570 amino acids. Lineage: Eukaryota; Metazoa; Chordata; Mammalia; Carnivora; Mustelidae. Gene Ontology annotation, molecular function: growth factor activity. The transcript has 5 exons.
CGCUCCUCAAGGACAGACGUAGGACAAGUCGGUCACAGGCUGCGCCUCCUAUCAGCGUGAGGAGACAGGCAGUGUGGCCCGAACAGAGGAGGCUUUGAGAGCUUCCCGGCCUGCCCUGGCCCAUGCUGGGGCGCCAAGCACUGGUCCCCAAGGUCACAGCCCAGGAGGAGAUAGAGGCCCGUCUCCCGCACAAACAGCCUGGCCUCGCGCAUAUAAGCCAGAGCCACCGAGCCCCUCCCGGCAGCCAGGAUGUGGGCUCUGCUGCUCCGGCUGCUGGCCCUGGCCCUGUGGGUGAUGGGGCCCCCGUGGGGAGCCGGGGCCCCCGCCUCGCCCGGAGAGCCAGGCACGGGCACAGGGGGGCUCGUCUUCCAUCAAGACUGGGACUGGCUGCCAGGGAGCCCACAAGACCCCCUGUGCCUGGUGACCCUGGACCAGAGCAGCAACCGGAGCGGCACCCCACUUCGGGUGGUGGGGGCCCUGAGAGGCUACGAGCACGCCUUCCUCGAGGCCGUGCAGCAGGCACACUGGGGUUCCCGCGACCUGGCCAUGUUCGGGGUCUGCCCCGCCAGUGUGGGGCAGCCCGCACUGCUCCCUCUGCGGCAGCUGCAGGCAUGGCUGGGGGAGCCCGGGGGGCGGCGGCUGGCAGUGCUGCACCUGGAGGAAGUGAGCUGGGAGCCAGCAGUCACGCUGAAGUUCCAGGUGCCCCCGCCCGGAGGAGCCGGUGCCCUGGAGCUGGCGCUGCUGGUGCUAUACCCCGGGCCUGGUCCUGAGGUCACUGUCACGGGGACCAGGCUGCCAGGCACCCAGAACCUUUGUUGGUCCCGGGACACGCGCUACCUGCUGCUGGCUGUGGAACGCCCAGCGGGGGCCUGGCACAGCCCUGGAGUCACCCUGAUCCUGCAACCCCGAGGAGACGGUCCCCCCCUGAGCACCGCCCAGCUGCAGGAGCUGCUGUUCGGCCGGGACCCCCGCUGCUUCACGCGGAUGACCCCGGUCCUGCUCCUGCUGCCACUGCCCGGGCCCACUCCAAUGCCCGCGCGCGGCCUUCUGGACCAAGUGCCCUUCCCGCCACCCUGGCCCUCUCAGGAGCAGGAGCCCACGGAGCCGCGGUCCAGCGCAGACCCCUUCCUGGAGACGCUCACGCGCCUGGUGCGCGCCCUGCGGGGGCCGCCAGCCCAGGCCUCGCCGCCGCGCCUGGCCCUGGACCCGGGCGCGCUGGCCGGCUUCGCGCAGGGCCUCGUCAACCUGUCGGACCCCGCGACCCAGGAGCGCCUGCUCGACGGCGAGGAGCCGCUGCUGCUGCUGCUGCCGCCUCCCGCCACGGCCACGGCUGGGGAGGCCGCGCCGCUUAGGGGCCCUGAGUCCGGGCCCUGGGCCGCGGGCCUAACGCACCGUGUGGCCGCCGAGCUGCGGGCCGCCGCUGCCGAGCUGCGCGGGCUCCCGGGCCUGCCCCCCGCCGCCACGCCGCUGCUGGGGCGCCUGCUCGAGCUCUGCCCCGGGGUCCCGGGGGGUUCAGGUGGCCCCGGCGGUCCGGGCGGCCCGCUGCGCGCGCUGCUGCUGCUCAAGGCGCUGCAGGGUCUGCGCGCCGAGUGGCGGGGGCGCGAGCGGAGCGGGGCGCUGCGGGCGCAGCGCAGCGCGGGGGCCGAGGCGGCGGACGGGCCGUGCGCGCUGCGCGAGCUGAGCGUGGACCUGCGCGCCGAGCGCUCCGUGCUCAUCCCCGAGACGUACCAGGCCAACAACUGCCAGGGCGCGUGCGGCUGGCCGCAGUCCGACCGCAACCCGCGCUACGGCAACCACGUGGUGCUGCUGCUGAAGAUGCAGGCCCGCGGCGCCGCCCUGGCGCGCCCGCCCUGCUGCGUGCCCACCGCCUACGCCGGCAAGCUGCUCAUCGGCCUGUCGGAGGAGCGCAUCAGCGCGCACCACGUGCCCAACAUGGUGGCCACGGAGUGCGGCUGCCGGUGACCCCCAGGCGGCCCCGGGGCGCCCGCCCAUGUCUGCUCAGACCCCCA